This is a messenger RNA of Cajanus cajan (pigeon pea), 1303 nucleotides long. NCBI's taxonomy places the organism in Eukaryota, Viridiplantae, Streptophyta, Magnoliopsida, Fabales, Fabaceae. The record is from RefSeq and is a predicted model, not a curated record.
GUAAGGAUAGGACUGUAAGUUCGAAGAGGGAAAUUGGGAGCGGUGGCAUGGGUAUAUAAGUGUCCAGCGCGUGGGUGAGAAGGAGAAACGCAAAGAGAAGAAGAAACAAAGAAAAAGAGAAAGAAGAAAGCUGUGCUAAUGGCGGCUACUGUGUCUGCGUGGUCAAAGCCCGGCGCCUGGGCCCUCGAUUCCGAGGAACACGAAGCCGAACUCCUUCAACAGAACCCCAACGACACCAAACCCCUCGCCGACUUCCCCUCCCUCGCCGUCGCCGCCGCCACCAAGCCCAAAAAGAAGAAGGCCCAAACCUACUCCCUCGCCGAGUUCACCGCCAAGCCCGACCUCGACCAAGAUCCCGUCGUCCUCCCCACCGGCCCCCGCCACCGCACCGCCGAGGAGCUCGCCGCCGACCGCACCCGCCUCGGUGGCGGCUACCGAAACUCCUCCGGGGGCGACGACUCCAAUUCCAGAUGGGGUUCUAGGGUUUCCGACGAGCCUCGCCGAAACGGCUCCUUCGGCUCUAGGGAUUCCAAUCGCGAGUUGCCCCCUUCACGCGCCGACGAAACCGACAAUUGGGCCGCCGCCAAGAAACCCUCCGGGGGGUUUGAGAGGAGGGAGAGGGAAAAGGGAGGGUUUUUCGAUUCGCAGUCACGCGCCGACGAAUCUGACAGCUGGGUUUCGAACAAGAGCUUCGUGCCGUCGGAGGGGCGGCGAUUUAACGGUGGAGGAGGGUUCGAGAGAGAGAGGAGGGUCGUAGGGUUCGGUUCCAGCGGCGGCGCGGAUUCCGACAACUGGAACAGGAAGAAGGGUGAGUCCAACGUUGUGAGCGAGAGCGGUGGUGUUGCUGGUACGAGGCCGAGGCUUAAUUUGCAACCUAGGACAAUGUCGGUGAGCAAUGAAGGGCAAGAUGGGAAUGUGGGAAAACCCAAAGGGGUUAAUCCCUUUGGAGAGGCACGGCCUAGGGAACAGGUUUUGGCGGAGAAAGGGCAAGAUUGGAAGAAGAUUGAUGAACAGCUUGAGAGCAUGAAGAUUAAGGAGACAACCGGUGAUGGGUUUGGGAAGAGGGGUUUUGGUUCUGCAAAUGGAGCACGUGGUGCUACUUUGCCUGAAAGUCGCACUGAGAGGAGUUGGAGGAAGCCCCAAUCUGAUGAUGAACGUCCUAAAAGUGCUGAGAAAGUGGAAGAACACGUUGAAGAAAAUUGAAGAGCGAUCAAUUACUUUUGGUCCCUGCUGAUUGAUCGAUUAGAGAGAGGAGAUGGAAAGGAACAUUGAAUAUCACAAACUUAUUUUUUGUUUCCCAUUG